UGGAUGGUGGACACGGGUAGCGCGACCGGCCAGUCCAUCUGCCCGAUGAAAAUCGUCGCGUUCGACCUGAGCACCGACAAGCCGAUCCUGGUCUACCAGAUCCCCGAGAGCCAGACUGUCGCGCGCAGAGCCUCCUACGUGAACCCCGUGGUCGAGAUUGGUGACACCUGCAACGACACCUUCGUCUACGUGGCCGACGUGAUCAAGCACGGCUUGCUCGUCUACAGCAUGAGGGAGAACCGCUCCUGGAGGCUCGACAACACGCCGGGAAAUGCCUUUGGCGACGAUCCCGACGCAGGCACCUUGACCAUCGCCGGGGAAAGCUUCAGUGUGAACGACGGCACCCUCGGUAUGUCACUGUCACCCCGAGGAUUUUACGCCAAGAGGUAA
This is a messenger RNA of Copidosoma floridanum, 390 nucleotides long. RefSeq names its product protein yellow-like. The record is from RefSeq and is a predicted model, not a curated record. Lineage: Eukaryota; Metazoa; Arthropoda; Insecta; Hymenoptera; Encyrtidae.